UAAGGGCUGUCCAGAAUGUCUCUUAUCCGGAGGUGUUGAGAAGAGUGGAAGAAAGGAGUGAAGUUGAAGAUGUAAUGGUAGUAGGAGUAGAGACACAAUAUGCUAUUCCUUGUUAACAGAGGUAUCCUGACAUGUUACAUGUUAAGAAGGUGGACUUUGUAGCGUUUAUUACUUUGGUUAUCAACUGCACAGCGCAAACGGAGAGGAAAUCGGAGAAAAUAGGCAUCAUUGAUGCACCUACUCCAUGGGAAGCUGCAGAUCUGGGGGACAACGAGAGAAAGCAGAAGUUUUUGCGGUUGAUGGGUGCAGGGAAGAAAGAGCACACCGGACGCCUAGUCAUUGGAGAUCACAAGUCAACAUCCCAUGUCCGCAGUGGGGCGGAGGACCAGAGGAUGAACUCUGAGCUGGAGCUGCAGUACCAGCAGGGGCUGGACGGGAAGCUGUCAGGCAGGAACAGGAGACACGUCGGCCUGGGCUUCAGCGAGCCUGACCCACCUCCACCACCCGCAGAGAGCCAAGGCAAAGCAGAGCAACCAGCCAGUCCCAAAGCCCCAGACAGCCCUUCGGAACCCCAGGAGUCACUGGACAAAUCCCCCUCACAGAGCCCAGAGGGCGGGAGGACAGAGCCCAGCGCAAAAGACAAGAAAGAAGACAAGAAACACAAAAUGGCCUUUGUGAAGUCAUCCUAAGACUGGGCGAAAAACUGAGAAUCACCUUUUCUAAUGUCGAACCACAGAUUUGUACAAACGAUGUUUGUUUGUCUCGGAAGUACUCCCUAGAUGAUACAUGGUAACUUUGUGGUUUAAGAAUGCCUUUUUUUUAUGUUUCAAUGCUGAGCAGCAAAGCAGUAGUGUACUACUGUAGGAGGGAAUGUAAUCAAUGAUUGAGCCAGAUUCUUCCCAUUGUUUCCUUGUCAAUUUUUUUGGAAUUCCUAACUAGAAGAGGGACUUGUCCAACGUGUUUUAAUGGAUCUGAGAUUAAGCAAAAGCUUUAAUUAAGUUGGGUUGAAUGUAAUGGGGUUGAACCUAUUGGCUCGAUAGGUAUUUUACAGUCCUGUUCAAUGUCUCACCAUGAGUAAUAAAAUGUACUUGAACUACAAACUGAAUAUCAAUAAACUGAAGCACCACAGUU
Molecule: messenger RNA, 1131 nt
Organism: Coregonus clupeaformis (lake whitefish)
Lineage: Eukaryota; Metazoa; Chordata; Actinopteri; Salmoniformes; Salmonidae
Product: small acidic protein
Exons: 5
Coding region: 132-689 (185 amino acids)
Source: RefSeq, a predicted model, not a curated record